Planococcus citri (citrus mealybug) is the source of this 1754-nucleotide messenger RNA. RefSeq lists its product as uncharacterized. The record is from RefSeq and is a predicted model, not a curated record. Lineage: Eukaryota; Metazoa; Arthropoda; Insecta; Hemiptera; Pseudococcidae. The coding region runs from base 153 to 1487 and encodes 444 amino acids. The transcript has 4 exons.
GUACACAGCAGGUAAGAUCAGCGCGUUAAAUUCAGGUAAGACGUGAAACAUAUAUUCGCAGAUUUACGGCUAACAGACUCGUGUAUUUCGUAUUUUUGAACUGAAGAAAACACAACUUGAUACCAAACGUUCGUUUUUGAGACCCCUUAAAAAUGAAAAUCUUCCUUAUAUCCAUUUUGAACUGGAUUUCAUUCUUUCGUCAUGCAACAGUAGAUGCUCAAAAUCAGUUUGAACCGUUCAUCCUGUUAAAAUCCGAAAGAAAUUCUCAGGAAAUAUCAACAGAAUCCAUUCCUUCAUUGAGUAACGAGAAUAUCAUCACACUGUGUCCACCUGAAACAGAAGACGAUAAGAGAAAUUUAGACACAAUUUCUACAACUUAUCCUUUUGCGAAGUAUUCCCUCUACCAGAAAACCUUCGAUCAAGAUCAGCCUAAACAUUGCACGGAGCAAAUUAAACCGUGGCUCGAACAUAAUGAAAAUUUAUGCGGCACGUCGUCAGACCACAAAGUAUACUUGAUGGGAUUUUACCAUUGCGGAUCAGUUGUACAUCAUCUCAAAGAAUUUCGCAAGAAAAAAACCAAACAACACUUAAUCGCCAAGUUCCGAUCGUUUAUGGGCUUGAAAAGACCUGGUCGAGAUUUGUUGAAAUUUUUCUUCCCAAUUUACCAAAUUUGCAUUGAUACGUCGAAUGAAAAAAUUAUAUGGACGAAGCACACCAUUAGGACACCAGCAAUGUUUGCGGACAGUGAAGAAAAAUUACAACGUGAAACAGGUGGAGAUAUUGAAAUCAGUACUGAUCCGUUUCAAUUUCAAGCCAAUACUUUCACAGAUCUGAAGCAGAAAUUAUUUGACAUGCAAGAUAAAUCCGACAAAAUGGUUGUAAAUUUCCUCGUGCCGAAUGAACAUGUAGCAUUGAGGGUAUGGAGAAACGCUGUAAAUCAUUACAUCAAUGUAGCUCCCCUCUGGGAAAAACUGGAAAAAUUAAUGACCGCCAUUAAUCAAGGAAUAAGGAAAAUAGCUUUGAAAUUACACUCGAAUGAACUGAAAUUGGUUAUUCGCACCGGAGUGGUCAAUUCCAUAGGCGAUGAACAAUUGACCCAAGUUAAUGAUCAAUUUCAAAACAAUAUUUGGUACAAAAUACUUCAAGUUGAACAUAACUUAACAGGGGCGUUGGUAGUUUUACAUAACACACCAAAUUCGCCACCGCAAAAGAAAAUAUGCGAAACAGAAAUGCCUUGUAAUUUAAAAAUGUGGUAUGAAAAAAAAGAUGACGACGAUGAAGAUAUUUCUGAUGAGAUUUUCGAUUACGCAUAUUGUUGCAAUGCCAGAAGUCACGAGGUUGAAAAAUUAUUUAAAAUUAAAAUUCCGUACAUAAUACCAGCACCUUUGAUUCUCGAUGAUUUUUUUAAAGAAAGUUUGGAAGGGCAUGGAAAUAUUCUAAAUGAGGAGAAAACGACCCAAAUAGCGAAGAAAAAGAUCACCAAAUAACGGAUGUCAAAAUGGAAAAAAAUUAAAUUUUGGUGUGAAUUUAGCCAAUAUUUUAAAUGAACUAUUUUUAGAAUUUUUCGUUCAAUGAUUUUGUUUGCUUCAAAUUCAAUAUAAUACCUACAUACAGAUUUGGGAAACACCCGAAAAUAGCUUUAAGUAGGUAUCUACGUACAUUAUAAGAAUUUCAACUUUCCCGCCAUUUUUUUAUCUAUUUGAAAAAACAAAUAAAGCAUGUUUGCACUCUUUCAAAGCUUUUCAAAAUUCAUG